Molecule: messenger RNA, 1232 nt
Organism: Carassius carassius (crucian carp)
Lineage: Eukaryota; Metazoa; Chordata; Actinopteri; Cypriniformes; Cyprinidae
Exons: 8
Coding region: 274-1170 (298 amino acids)
Source: RefSeq, a predicted model, not a curated record
UCCUCUCAACAUAUUCUCCUCUGUAACAUGAUAUGAUGUUUGAUUUAAUAAAUAAAUGUAACAUUUCUUCUCAAUAUUGGGUUUUUUUAUGUACAGUAUGAAGUAUGAAUGUAGAAAUGACUUGUGUGUGUUGUGUGGAUAUAGGCUGACUCUGUUUUCCUGUUUUCUGUAUUCCUGACACCAGGGUAUUUGCAUUAGUAUAAAGCAGAUGAGAAAACAGAAAGAGCACAGUGUAGAAAAGAGACGUCAAAGAUAGAGGAUACGAAUUUUGAGAUGUCAGAAAUGUUGAGUCCGUUCCUGUCGACUCGUGAGAACGGGCUUCUCUUCAGUUUAAUAAGACAUGACUGCAGUGUUUUAGCAUGUGGUAUUGUCCAGCUGGUAAUGGCAGCCCCUCCACAGAAAAAGGAAUGGAAAAGUCUCAGUUCUGGAGUACUAUGUCUGGUGCAAGAUAAAUCUGUGCACUCAACAUUCAUGAGAUCCUACAGUCUUAAGAAAGCCAAGCUGCAAUGGGAACAGGAGCUGUAUACACCAUUUGAAUACUCAGAAACUUGUCCUUAUUUCCAUACCUUCCCUGGUGAUGAGUGUCAGAUAGGAAUAAACUUUGCGGAUGAAGAUGAGGCCAAGCAGUUCUACAUUGCUGUGCAGAAGCAGAUCAGUGAUAACAAAGCAUCUUUGGGACUUACACGCAGAUACAGUGUGGGCAGUGUUUCUGACUGGAAAGAAAAACUUGACAGUUGUCUUAGAGAAAAUGAAUUGCACAAGAGGCUUUCACUCAGAAGUUCACCCAGAGUUCCACAGCGUCUUGAUUCAGAAGCAGCACUUACAGAGAGCAAACCCACAGUUGCUAGCAAAAAGUCCAGCCAAUCACAUGACUCGCCACAGACUCUCUCUGGUGUUAAUGAAGAGUCUAUGUUGAUCGCCCAGAGGAAAGGGCCCCUCCCACCUAUUCCCAUUCAUGCCAGGAUAGCCAAGUUGAAUUGCAAUGCUAGUGAGCAAAACUUUGACUCCAAGAUUCCCGUUCCAUCAUGGGUGCCAUCCCCUCCAUUUUACCAGGCCCCUGCAGUCCCUCCAAGCUCCGUUAUUAAAGAUCCCUACUCUGCUGGAAUGAAGCACAGUUUUCAUUAUAAUGUUGGCAUCAAGGAGGAAUCUGGCUAUGAUGACUACCUUUAAAACCACCAUCUCCAUCAUUUAGAACUUUAUGACUCCGCAACAGUGGGAUGUGGACCACACAA